AUGUCUCGUAAACUGUGCACUUCGCUUACCCCAAAAUUGUUGAAAUACGCAUGUGCCGAUGUGCCUUUUUGCGCCGAGGAUUUCGACUUAGGCGACGCUUUCGAUCUAGGCAGCUACGCGGAUCCGCAGACCUUCUGCCGCGUGCUUGGAGAGCCGUCGUUGGAAUUCAAGCUACCACAGGCGGACACCGAUGAUUCGGCGGAGGGAAAUCAGUUGCAGAUGUGCAGGAGCGUGGAAGUCUACGAGAAAGAUGGCUGGGGUACAACCAUCACGGCGCUUGCAGCAGGACAAUUACAGGUGCAGGUUGUCGGCAGGUUCUGUCCAGUGGUGAACGAGCCGUACAUGAUGGGCAGGAUCGGCUGCGCCUCGCUGCUAAGCAGCCUGUACACCAUGGGUGUCUCUGGACAAUCGGUGCUCAUGCAACUCACGAUCAGCAGGAAGCUCACCGAUUUGCAGCGCGAUGUGUGUGUGCCCCUAAUGGUGCGUGGCUUCGAGGACGGCUGCAAGGAGGCUGAUGUCAAGAUUUCUGGCCAACAGAUCGAGUGGUCACGCUGGCUGAGCAUUGGCGGCGUUGCCUUGGGCUUUUAUGACGCAUCGAAAAAGUUCAUUGUGCCGGAGCAUGCCGUCCCUGGCGAUGUGCUCGUACUGACCAAGCCUUUGGGCACCCUCGAGGCCACGUGUGUCUUCCCAAGGCUUCAGGAACCCGAAAUUAGGGCCAAAAUAUUGAGGCGCAUCUCCGAACAAGCUUUGGGCGAGGCCUACAGACAGGCGCUCAAGUCGAUGGGCCACCUAAACCGCACGGCCAGCCUCCUAAUGAACAUCUACAAUGCCCACGCGGUCACCGCCAUUGGCGAACAUGGCUUCAUGAAGCAUGCCGAGGCCCUAGCGCAGCGUCAGCAGGAGAACGUCUCCUUCUGCAUUACGAAUAUCCCAGUUAUCGCCGGCAUGCAGCUCAUAUCCAAGAGACUGGUAAAAGGUCUCUCGCCCGAGAUGUCGGGCGGCCUGCUCAUCUGCAUGGCCCCGGAGCAGGCGAGCCAAUUCAUUGAGCAGUUCAAUGAGGCGGUGGGCUACCAGCCAUGGAUCGUGGGCUCUGUUGAGUCGGGCAGAAAGACCGUCUACAUGGCCGAAGAUGCCCGCAUCAUUGAGCACUUUUCAGACAAUGGCAUCAUUGAAUUCGAUGAAUAA
Molecule: messenger RNA, 1185 nt
Organism: Drosophila subobscura
Lineage: Eukaryota; Metazoa; Arthropoda; Insecta; Diptera; Drosophilidae
Product: inactive selenide, water dikinase-like protein
Exons: 1
Coding region: 1-1185 (394 amino acids)
Biological process (GO): L-selenocysteine biosynthetic process
Cellular component (GO): cytoplasm
Molecular function (GO): ATP binding; selenide, water dikinase activity
Source: RefSeq, a predicted model, not a curated record